This is a messenger RNA of Aegilops tauschii subsp. strangulata, 1528 nucleotides long. RefSeq names its product protein FAR1-RELATED SEQUENCE 5-like. The record is from RefSeq and is a predicted model, not a curated record. Gene Ontology annotation, molecular function: zinc ion binding. Gene Ontology annotation, biological process: regulation of DNA-templated transcription. NCBI's taxonomy places the organism in Eukaryota, Viridiplantae, Streptophyta, Magnoliopsida, Poales, Poaceae.
CUGCUUCAGGUUUUUUUGGAGGCAAUGCACCAGAAGCAUCCCAUUUCAGCGAUCACAGACGGCGACGUUUCAAUGGCCAAAGCCAUAUCAUCAGUCUGGCCUAGCACAUAUCACCGUCUGUGCAGCUGGCAUAUCGAGCAGAAUAUGGUGCUUCACCUCCGAAAGGAAAAGCUUAAGGAAUUUAGGAAAUUUAUUUACUAUGCCAUGGAGGUUCAUGAGUUUGAGAGACGCUGGUUGGCUUAUAAGAAGAGAUUCAGAAUCACAAGGAAAAAGAAAGAUGCAUGGAUUCACAGGAUGUACGAGCUGAGAGAAAAGUGGUCUGUAGCAUAUAACAAGGGAAGGUAUUUCCUAGGGAUGUUGAGCAAUCAGAGGAGUGAGUCUCUAAACUCGAGGCUUCAUGUGCACCUGAAUAGGAGAAUGAAACUCGUUGAUCUCGUGCAACACGUUGAACACUGUGUGUCAGUUUUGCGUAGGAAUGAAGCAGCAUUGGACGCUGUAGCUUCGCACACAAUCUCCUUCACUAGAUUGACUGCCGAUCCACUUGAGAUAAGUGCCUCAUCUAUUUAUACCCCUGUUAUGUUCAGUAAGGUAAAGGACGAGAUUGUCAACUUAUCAAGAUGGAAUGUUCUUGAGGUGGAAGAGGACACUGGUUUGGUUAGCUAUGGAGUUGCUCGCAAAGAGUCGGUGCACGUUAGGUUCCAUGUCACAUGUAUUUUUGAUGGAUCUAAGAUGGAAAGUGCAUAUUGUGGAUGUAGGAAGAUGGAAAGCGAGGAUUUUCCAUGUGCUCAUAUAUUUUGCGUUUUGAAGUACAAUGGGAUAUGCACCAUCCCCGCAUGUUGUGUGAAGGCUAUAUGGACAAUGCAAGCCAAGCCUGCUUUCGGUUCUGUGAGGAGUGCCAAUACACAUGUAUGGUCAGAACAGAUGGAUAAGUACCAUGAACUGCGCAAUAUGGCUAGUGAGGCUUUAUUCACGGCCUCAGCUAGUGAAAUGCAGUCAGAAAAGGUGAUGGAGUACCUGAGGAGCAUAUUGGACGAGGGCAACAAAAAUGAUGGGAAUACUGGCACGCCAUCAUUUGUUCCUAUGCCGGCUUAUUUUUCUGGGGCGCGGCAAUGGUUUACAGAUCAAGUCCAAGACCCUAAACCAAUAAUAAAUCCCAAAGGCAGACCAGCCAAAGAAUCGAAUAAGAGGUUGAAGCCAUUCCUGGAGAAUUUGCAAGCAAAAAAGAAAACAUUGAAGAAAGUUCAUGGUCAGUUGAGUAGGGGGAGGAAGAAAAAAGUGAACAAUACUGUAGAAGAAGCAGGAGAAGAAGAAGAAGAAGAAGAAGAAGAAGAAGAGGAUCGUGCUAAGAAGAGGAAACCGGUGAAGUAAGUUUUAAAAAAAAUCAUGUAUCUUGUCUACUGUACUUGUGCAAGUCGAACUGUUGUUGAAGCAUGCUAAUAUGUGCAAUUUAAACAAUGUUUUGCACUACACAGGAAAGCUUCAGCAAAGGUGACUGAAGUUAGUAUGAUGACUCGGGGGAGAAAGAGAA